CGCACAACGCAGACCGCGCGGCCUAAGCAAAAGGCUGGGAAGACAGCGGGGCGGGGUUAGACUGGAAGUUCCGCCUCAGCCUCUCUCUCUGCGGCGGUGUCGCACUUCUGAGAGGCUCUGGCGUGGGGCAGGGCGGCGUUCGUCUGGGACCCGCCUCAAGCCUCGCAGCCUUUCACCCGGUUUCCUCCCGAUUCUUUCUGGGACGACAUAAUUGGGAAGCGGUUCUCCAAACAUACUCUCAAGGCGUAGUUGCAGUGAGUUGUGAAGAAAUGUUGAUCCCAGAGAAAAGUUGGCAUUUUGCCCACCUCAAAGAUAUUUUAGUUUUUGGUCGACCAACUCACAUUGAUGCCUAAGACCCAGCUGAUUUCUCUUCAUUUCUGCAAAGUUACUGUACCAUGGCAGGCCAACGAACAUGUCAAAGGAAGAGCAGCAGAGCUGGCCCCAAGAAAAUGCAAGAACCUCCAAAGAGCAUUGAAGAAUUCUUAAAGUUUCAAAAUUGGGAUUAUUGGCCAAGGGAAAUCCAUUUUAGAGAUGAUGAUGAAUGGUCAUGUACUCUGAAAAAAAUAAAAGAAGAUAGUUCAUUUGUUUCAAUUUAUACACACCUAUGGGAAAAUGUUCCUCGAAUAUUUGAAGCACUUUUGAUCAUGGAAUCAAAAUUAAAGGAAUAUUCACUUAUUUUGCAAAACCACACCUCUAAAAUAUUUAAGUGGAAAAGCAUGAUUUCUGAGACAAGUUCUUAUAGAAAAUUGGAAAGAUAUGGGGAAUUUCUAAAGAAGUACCAUAAGAAAAAAAAGAUAAUGCUUUCAGAUGAAAUGGAGACAGAGAAGAAUAUAGAGGGUUGCAGCUUCACAGGAUUCAAAGCAAAUGAACUUACUAAGCUACCCAGACAUUUGGAUGCUGAACGAAUUUAUCUUUUUAUUUUAAAAGCCCAUAAUUUUGAUGAAAGAGUUUUUAAAAUCUGGAAGACUCAUUUUCUCUCAGAAGCCUCCAUUGCUCUUUUGCAUGACUCCUUUUGGUGGUGGUUUCUCCAUAAGUUCAGGCCUGACAGAGAAAACCAAGAUUGCUUAUUCGAUAGAAUUUCAGAAAGUUAUGUGACACUUUUCAUGAGCAUACCUCUAAGUCGAAAGGAUGCAUUCUUUCAGAUAUAUCCUGAUUGUUUGGCACAAGCCAUAUAUGCAACAUUCCAUGAAGCAUUUCCAGAAUCUAGUUACCUCUUUAAUGAUGAAUUUAAAGAAGAUCUAGGGAAUACCAUUUUUCUUUGGUGUUCAGGUUUAAAACCUCAAAAAGGCUUUUGGACCCACUGGAAACUGAAAGAACUCUCCACAACCACUAUUCACGGUAGCAAAAAAGCACCUGCAAAAUCAGUAAAGGAAAGAAUUGCAGACAGUCAAGAACGUAUAACAACUACUAUCGACUUCAAUAUUAUAAAGAUUCUAAACAACCCAAGAGCAUAUGUGUUGCCCAUAUCCAAGGAAGAAUCAGGAUUAUCAAGACUAACAACAAAGACUCCAAGCAAAAGCUACCAAGAAACCUCAUGAAGUGAAACAGGACUUUGAGAAGUUUCUACAUGAACUGCGUUCUGAAGCUGAAAUUGAGAGAGAAUGUGUGGCAUCACUGUCGUCGUCAUCAUCAUCAUCAACAGAGAACUACAACUUUGAGGAAGAAGAGUACUAAGAGAAACUGGAAAUGAACUCUAUUUAAGAAUAAUGCAUACAAUUCAAUGGUAUCAGUUUAAUUUUAACAAUAUAUUUAAUUCAAGUCCAAUUCAUGUAAUCAGUAUUAAGAGUGUGUUUUACCAUUCAUCUUUAAAAUCUUCAAAUGAAUAAUUCUCAGUAAAUUAUUCUUAAAAGAUCUGUCCAAGCAUGAUCUUGACUCUUAAUAGUAAAACCAUAUUUUAAGAUGGAAAAAUAAUCAUUAUGAAGCAUAGAGAGCUUUCAAUCAUUUCUUUGAAAAUAUAUCUUGAUAUAAUAGCAACCAUUCAUCAUAAUACAAAACAGAAAGAAGAUUAAUUUACUGUGGCAUAGAAAGUCCUGCCAAUUCCUAAGUGUCCUAAAUAGUUUCUCUGAGAUUUUUUACAUUUUUUCAGGCCUCAAGGAAAACCAAAGCCCCGCCUCCAGGUUUGGUAGCAAACAAACUCUGCUUCUCUGGUGCUAAGCUUCCAUCACUCCUCUGGUAAUAAGCUUUGUGCACAUUGGCUAGGAAGCCGGGCAGCUUGUCCGCAGGUACUAUUGAUACUGCGCAGCCUCCCCAUCCUGCUCCAGUAAGUCGUGACCCUUGAGCCCCCAACUUCCUAAAACAAUGAGAAAAAAAAUAUUAGAACCUGUAAAUGAAAAUGCAACUGAUUUGCUUGAUGUUUGUAGAACACAUAGCCUAUCUAAGUUCUAAGAAGAAAAUACAUGAGGGGUUUUUAGGUGUCAUCAAACAUUUUAGGACAUUAAGACAUUUAUACUGUUUCAGAGAGUGAUUUGGAAUUUUUUCAUUGUAUCUAAAUCUAGUCCCUGGUUUUGACUCCAAGUAGUAAGUCAACAGUACUCCUCCCAUUUCAUAACUAGCAAUAACCCACUGUAAUACUGAUUCCAUAAAGUAGCCACUUGAAGAGUUGUAUAGCAAGCUUACAGGUAAAUCAGGACGGAGGUGUUAAAAUAAAACAGGCAAUGGUAAAAGAAAUGUAGGCAACCCUGAAUCAGAAGGUCACUCCAAAUGAGGGCAAAUCAAAAUUUAAAAUGUACAGUCUUAUACAAGGUUUCCCCAGUGGCUAUUUCAGCUGCAUUCUUAAGUCCGGGCUAUUUCACAAAGAAGAAUCAGUCCCCUAGAACAGAUAGCCUAGUUCACUGAAUAAACUUAUCAACAAAAAGCUUGUUAUUAAACUCCAGGUUGGGUGGGUGAUUGGUUGACUCUCUAAUGGAAAAUUAAGCAAACCUUUCCACAAAGAGGAUGGCAGUCCCUAGAGUUCCACACCACCUUCCCUGUGCCUUCUGGAGCUGGUCUGAUUACUGGACUCAGAAUUUGACAUCAGAUGAGAUGUAUCUGAUUGGGAUGGCAACAACUAUAUAAAGGACCACACAGUAAGAGUUAAUUUUAGUUACUGUAAACCAGGCACAGUUUCAAACCUAAGAUUUUAACCAAAGUGAAAGGCCCUAUCACAAUGUACACAGAUCACUUAGCUUUAAAAGAUGCAAUUUAUCCUGACAAGAAAGUUAACAUGUACUUAUAAUUAAUUCUUCUUAAUAAAAUCCACUCCAAAUUAUUAGUGGAUUAAAGGCUCUAUGAUUAAUUUAGUACAA
Messenger RNA from Macaca mulatta (Rhesus monkey), 3284 nucleotides. The record is from RefSeq and is a predicted model, not a curated record. NCBI's taxonomy places the organism in Eukaryota, Metazoa, Chordata, Mammalia, Primates, Cercopithecidae.